Messenger RNA from Klebsormidium nitens, 1076 nucleotides. The record is from the annotation of a GenBank genome assembly. Lineage: Eukaryota; Viridiplantae; Streptophyta; Klebsormidiophyceae; Klebsormidiales; Klebsormidiaceae.
CGCAACCGACCUCGAGUCAAGUCCUUGUCCGCGUCCAACCGCCUGUUCAAGAGAGGAAGAUUCUGCGGAAAAUAUCACACAACUUUUCAGCAACAAAAAGAGCAUUCUUCCGAAUCAUUCCUCAGCAGGCGCCUUUUUGCAGCAGUCACAGGAGUUUUCCACGCAUCAGCAUCUCCCAGCCUUACUUCACCUUCCGCUCUCAACCGCUCAGGCUUCGCCAUGGGUCGUGGUCAGAUGUCCGGCGGCGGGAGCAGCCAGCUGAACUAUCUCUUUGGAGGCGGAGAGGAGCCAGUGGCCCCUUACACCAAGGGUGGGAGGGGGAGGGUCCGCGAGCAGGCGGAAGUGACUGCUAAGCCUGGCACUCAGACCUCUGCGCCUCUCGCUCACCAGGAGCCCAACCUGAUUGCAGCAAAUGAAAGCCAUAACUCUCUGUCCUUCAGCGAAUACAAGAAGCCAGAGCAAUUGGGGAGGAACAACAACAACUAUGUCAGGGUCGAGGGUCAGAACACCGGCAACUUUAUCACGGAUCGUCCAACGUCGAAGGUUCUAGCUGCUCCAGGAGGGGGUUCUUCACUGGGCUACUUGUUCGGGAACUAGGUCAACAUUGAGAGCAUUCUUUGAGCAUGUAUACUAGGCAAUGCUGGGAUGCAAAUAAGAGCUACAACACAGGGUCAAGUUCAGGAUUGACUCGACACUUUUCUGAGAGUAUCCGCAGUGGAGUACAAUAGUAACAGUUUACGCGCCCUCCGCGGUUGUGAGAACUCGAGUUGAAAGUAUAGUGAUUACGUAGCAAGGAGUUGUACAUAGGUCCCUGUUCUACAGACAAAUCGAAAAAGGCACUCUAUGAUAUACUUAGGUAGCACAAUUGACCAACGGCCCUUUGUGGUUGUUACACAUUCAUUCUGAAUGCAGAGCUAGGUUACAGCCCUACAACAAGCACCAAGUUUUCAGAUUUCUACUCAGGACUCUGAACGCAAUGUCCAACAAACUGAGCAGCCUUGAAAGCUAAAUCAGGUUGAGUUAUCAAUUUCCUGCAUCUUUUGAGCAACAAAGCAUGCUUUGCAAGCUUGUCAACG